AUGAAUUCAAUAGAACAAAAGUGUCCAAUCAAUAUUAAUCCAUAUGACAUACCAUUUGGACAGUGUGUCUACUACACCACACUCACAGUCUACGUGUUCGUGAAAUACCUCAAACAGCACAAUAUAGUUGGUAAACUCGACUUGAUCAUCAGAAUGAGCCAUAGCAUCGAUAUGCUACUCGAUGCAAAUGGACUAUACUCAUUCUACUACGGUAUUCUGGUUCAAUACGACAAUCUGAUAUUCCUGGUGCUUCUUUCAUAUGCUCUAUCAGAGUACAGCCAGAAUAUCAAUAUGCUGGAAUACUACAGAAGUCAUGUCUCAAUACCAGAUAUACCACGAUGCUACUACUUCACCUACAACUGCAUAUUUGGAACAUACCUGGUUGUGGUACUACGGAUGAUUGGAACAGCAUCAAGACUGAUAUCAGAGAAGUACGCUCACAUCCACAGGAGACUGAUCACCAAACUCACUACCACCGUAACAACAUUCAACCUGAUAUUGAUCACGUUAUUCUGGCCACUCUACUUCUACGACCCAAUUCUGGUUAAACCGUAUUAUACCCUGAUUGAUGGGCUGAAUACCCCACCAUUUACUGAGAUAUCAAUGCAUCUGCUCCCAUUUAUGAUCUGUAUUUGGAUGUACAGGGAGAUUAGAACACCACCAGAUCACACUGAUAGGAUACUACUCGUUUUGGGCGGAGUCUAUGCUACAAUAAUGCUAUUGAUAUGCAAAUAUACCACUGGAAUAUUCCCAUACCUAUUUCUGAAUGAAAUGGGUCCAACUGGAUUCCUGUUUCUGAGUGUGAUUAUCAGUCUAAUUGGAAUGAUACUACAGGUUGUGCUCUAUAGGUACGUAUCCAGUUACUAA
Messenger RNA from Enterospora canceri, 867 nucleotides. NCBI's taxonomy places the organism in Eukaryota, Fungi, Microsporidia, Enterocytozoonidae. The record is from the annotation of a GenBank genome assembly.